AUGGCGGCCAACGUGGGGGAGUCCACGAGCGGGAGCAGCAGCGUGGCCGGCGACGGCGGGGGCAGCUUCGAGUGCAACAUAUGCUUCGAGCUGCCGCAGGAGCCCAUCGUCACGCUCUGCGGCCACCUCUUCUGCUGGCCCUGCCUCUACAAGUGGCUGCACAUCCACUCGCACUCCCCCGAGUGCCCCGUCUGCAAGGCCGUCGUCGAGGAGGACAAGCUCGUCCCGCUCUAUGGCCGCGGCAAGGACCGCGUCGACCCCAGGUCCAAGGGCGUGCCGUCCGGGGCCGAGAUCCCCAACCGGCCGACCGGGCAGCGGCCUGCCACCGCCCCGCAGGCUGACCCCAACAACCACUUCCCCAACGCCAACCCUAACCCCUGGUUCAUGGGUGGAGGGGGCGUCCCUUUGGCCAACGCGCGGUGGGGGAACUACACCUUCUCGGCCGCGUUUGGCGGCCUGUUCCCGCUGCUGAGCUUCCAGGUGCAUGGAUUCCCGGACGCGACCGCGUACGGGCAGCCUGCCGGGUUUCCCUAUGGGUACGGACAUGGCCACGGCCACGGGCAUGCUUUCCAUGGUGGGAACGCCCACGCCGCCGCCCCCCGGCACGCGCCGCCCGGGCAGCAGCAGCAGCAGGCGGACGUGUACCUCAAGGCGCUGCUCAUCCUGGUCGGCUUCCUCGUGAUCGCAAGCCUCAUCACAUUCUAGGUUUGUCGGUUCCCACUAUUGUCAUUUGUCACCGUCAUAAUAAGAGAAACGAUUGUCGUGAUACUUCUCAGAUGUUGUGUGCAUUACCUUGGCCCCCCAUACAAAGCCCUGGUCUAGAUCUGAGUGGUGCGUUUUGAGCGAAAGUGUUCAUAGAACUCCUGUAUAUAUGUGCUAUUUAGACGCGGUCCUGUGGGGGGCGCCUGUGUACCGUAGUGGUUUCGCGCUGAUUCGCGAGUGAUUUGGAAACCUCUGUUUGGGGUGGAUGUACCAGACCAAUUAUAUAUCAUGUGUAAUUUUGAUUCGACUGUCCAA
Molecule: messenger RNA, 1017 nt
Organism: Triticum urartu
Lineage: Eukaryota; Viridiplantae; Streptophyta; Magnoliopsida; Poales; Poaceae
Biological process (GO): ubiquitin-dependent protein catabolic process
Cellular component (GO): endoplasmic reticulum
Molecular function (GO): ubiquitin protein ligase activity; metal ion binding
Source: RefSeq, a predicted model, not a curated record